Penaeus chinensis is the source of this 5989-nucleotide messenger RNA. It is a transcript of the gene Marf, whose product is annotated as transmembrane GTPase Marf-like. The coding region runs from base 160 to 2511 and encodes 783 amino acids. The record is from RefSeq and is a predicted model, not a curated record. The transcript is spliced from 15 exons. Gene Ontology annotation, cellular component: mitochondrial outer membrane. Lineage: Eukaryota; Metazoa; Arthropoda; Malacostraca; Decapoda; Penaeidae. Gene Ontology annotation, molecular function: GTPase activity; GTP binding. Gene Ontology annotation, biological process: mitochondrion localization; mitochondrial fusion.
GCCAGAAGUGCCUCUGCUGGGUGCUCCUCCGAGGCCCUGCUUUCUCGGAGGCCAGAGGAGGGCGAGCUCUUCAGGGAAAGCCUGGGAAGGCGGCGAUUCGCAGCUCUACCCCAGAGUCCUUUCAGCCAAUAUCCUUGAAGUUGAGGGCGUUGGUGUACCAUGUCGAGUGUGCUUAAUCGGUCGACAUCAAUGAUGAAUGGUGGAGAGAUGUAUCUUGGGGGGGCAACAGGAGAGGGAGGGUCUGGAGACGGAGGGGGGGGUGGCAUGUCUCUCCGUGAAUCAUUAGUAGGUGUGUUAGGGGUACGGCACCUUAGGGAGUCAACAACAUCCUCACCUCUACAGAUAUUUGUGCGAGCUAAGAAGAAGAUCAAUGAUAUAUAUCAGGAGAUUGAAGAAUAUGUUGCAGAAACAACACAUUUCCUGGAAGGGGUACAUAAUGAUAAAGAUCUUAUUGAUGAAAAGGGAUUGCAAGAAUUCAAACUGUACAGUUCGAAAGUUGCAGGAAUACAGGAAGUACUGGCAAGAGACCACAUGAAGGUGGCUUUCUUUGGUCGAACAUCUAAUGGAAAAAGCACAGUAAUCAAUGCAAUGUUAGGGGACAAGAUCCUCCCUUCAGGCAUUGGACAUACAACCAACUGCUUUUUACAGGUUGAAGGUGAUGAUACAAAUGAACCAUAUUUUACAAGUGAAGGAUCUACAGAGAAGCAGAACCUGAAGGGUAUUGGUCAGCUUGCACAUGCUCUCUGCAAUAACAGACUUGGUGAUUCUUCACUAGUCCGAAUUCACUGGCCAAAGUCUAGAUGUCCACUUCUGAGAGAUGAUGUAGUUCUGGUAGACUCCCCAGGCAUAGACGUAUCGGAAAGCCUGGAUGAGUGGAUUGAUAAGCAUUGCCUAGAUGCUGAUGUGUUUGUGCUGGUUGCCAAUUCAGAGUCGACCCUCAUGAACACGGAGAAGAAUUUCUUCCAUAAAGUGUCUUCAAAACUCUCGAAGCCCAAUAUAUUCAUCCUUCAGAACAGAUGGGAUAUGGCUGCAACAGAACCUGAGUUUCUAAAUGAAGUCCGCAAGCAGCACUUAGAACGAACCUUAGGCUUCUUGGUUGAGGAACUCAAAGUUGUCCAAGGACCACAGGCAGAACAGAGAGUGUUUUUUGUUUCUGCCAAAGAAGUUCUUCAGCAGCGCCUUAAUGAAUCUAAAGGCCAACCAAAUAACACCUCAGGGUACCCAGAUGGAUUUACAAGUCGGUAUUUUGAAUUUCAAGACUUCGAAAGAAAAUUUGAAGAAUGCAUCUCAAAGACAGCAGUUAUCACCAAAUUUGAGCAGCACACACAGCGGGGAAAGAGUAUUUCUGGGGAAAUCCAGUUAAUAGUGGGGAGAGUUAUGGAGCGAUCAUGGCAGGAAAGGGAGGAAAAAAUGUCUGAGAGGCACAGCCUUUGGGCAAGGCUGGACCACACAGAGAAAGAGCUGCAUGCCCUUACAACACAGAUGAAGGAAAAGAUUUGUUCCAUUGUGGAAGAUGUAGAAAGGAGAGUAUCAAAUGCACUAAAUGAAGAAAUAAGGCGCCUGUCUGUGUUAGUUGAUGAAUUUAAUGAGCCAUUCCAUCCAGACCCUCUUGUGCUGAAUGUCUUUAAGAAAACGUUGCAUGCACAUGUUGAGUCUGGCUUGGGGUCAAACUUGCGAGCAAGACUUUCCUCUGCUUUGGCUUUGAAUAUUGAAAGUAGUCAAGCAGAAAUGACAAACCGCAUGUUAGCCCUUUUGGGUCCAGAGCGUCGUGACUUAGCAAAUACGAUGCUCCCAAGGAGAGAACCUUUUGAGAUUCUGUAUCGCUUGAAUUGUGAAAACUUGUGUGCUGAUUUUCAGGAAGAUAUAGAGUUUAAGUUCUCUUUGGGCCUGGUGUCCCUGGUUCAGAGAGUCUUAGGAAAAGCUAGCAACAGAAUAGUGAACUCUAGACACAAAGAAGGUAUUCCAAGAAGUGUGCCAAUGACGCCUCUGACUCCAAGCAAUGAACCUCAGUUUGGUGUGUCUCAGGAUGACUGGUCAAUCAUCAGUCGCUUUGCUCUGGCCAGUGUAGGCUCCCAGGGUACCAUGGGCCUUGCACUUGCAUUUGGAUUGAUGUUCAAGACUGUUGGCUGGCGGCUGAUAGUGCUAACCGGUGGGGUGUAUGGAUGCCUGUAUGCCUAUGAAAGGCUGACUUGGACCAACAAAGCAAAGGAGCGUGUUUUCAAGAAGCAGUAUGUAGAUCAUGCCACGCGCAAGUUAAGACUGAUUGUGGAUCUAACUUCGCAUAACUGCUCUCAUCAGGUUCAACAGGAAUUAAGUGGCACCUUUGCUCGCCUUUGCCGCCUUGUUGAUGAGAGCACAAGUGAGAUGCAGAGAGAUGUGCGCUCUUUGGAGCGAGAAGUACAGCAGCUUGAGGAUAUCUCAGCAACAGCAAAGAAGUUACGGAACAAGGCACACUACCUGGCUAAUGAGUUAGAUAUCUUCCAGCAGACAUACCUCUCUUCGGAUGAAUGAGUCAUUUGUGUGUGUGUGUCUUGCUGUGUAAAAGAUAGGUCUACUUAAUUUGUACUUGCACACAUACUCUUUGUAAUGAAUAUCCAUUUCCAUUAUUUUGUUAUAGUUAGUUAUAUGUAAAGAAUAAUAUCUUCUAAUGUCAGAUAAGUGACAUACUUGAUAUUGAUGAGCCAUAAUAAUGGCCUAAGCUUUAGGUGGUACAAACAUGUAAGAUUUUAUAAAAGGUACUAUAGACAACAUUAUUCCACUUCUGCUGGUUUUGAAGCUGUUGAUCAUUGGUGUUCUGAAUUAUUUCUUUUUGGUUGUAUGUGUUUUGGUCAAGCCAUAUCAUUUGACAUUUAGUUCCUGCCAUUCUUUAAAAACCUGAGAAAGUUGUACAUUAGGAGGGAGAGAGCACUGUAAAAGGUUGCUGGAUGGAAUACUUACCCACAAAGCGUUAUAGUCAUCAAUAUAAGGUUAAUGUCUCAUUCAAGUGGAAAUAAAGUGAAUAAAAUUAUCAAGAAUAUGAAUUGGUCUUGAUACAAGUGGGAAUUCUAAAAGUUGUAAUAUAUAUGUGCCAUAUUCCCCCAAAUUUUAUAAAUUGUAAAACAUUAUAGUAGGUGUGUAUAUAAUGGUGCAUUACAGCAAGUGAGAAAGUUACCCAGAUUUUUUGCUUGAGAUUAGGCAAAAACAUUCUUGUAAAUACUGUCUUGCUAAGAUUUUAAUGAUGCUGAAAGCACAUGCAUGAUAAGCUUGAAGUAUGAACCUCACACAAAAUGUUGUGUUUUUCAAGUGUUUCUGGCUAGCCUAAAGCAAAAAGUCUGUGUUAGGGUACUUGCCAAUUAACAUCAUCAGUCACAUUCAGCCACUUGGUAAACUCUGCUCCAGUCAGAUUUACUUCUGCAGAUCUAUAAUAGUAUCUGUAAGUAAAUAACAUUGAAGUUAGAGAUUGCCAUAAUAUAUUUGAAGUUGAAGUUGUUGUACUUACGGACUCAUAACAUAACAUAUUUAAUCAUUGCUUACCACGAAGCCUGUGUCAUGAAGUUCAUUUGUAAAUAAUCCAGAAUAUUUGGUCUCAGAAUUAUCACUCCAAGCUUGAGCAAACUUCAAAUCUCUCUUCAUAUGACAAGAGAAGUAGUUGGGCAUGUAAAAGGCUGUAUUCUUUGAUCAGUCUUGAGCUACUGCCAUAGUUUAAGGAAAAAAUAAAAAUUCAUAAAUCUAUUAUAAAGGAAACUUGUCCUCUGAGAGAUCAUUUACAUUAUUAGUGAUAUUUUUUGCUAAAUUUAGAAAUCUAACUGAAAUUGAUUUAUCAGUAAAGAAAGAUCAGUCAUAUAUAAGAAUAUUAACUGGGAAGUAUAUCUAUGAUAUUUUGUACAGAUUUGCUUCCUUUAUAUUAAUGUAAAGAUUUACAUGUGUUAUCCCAAUUGUAUACUGAUCAUGCACUCCAGGCAUUUGUGCUGAUGCUAGCAUAUAUGCCCAAUGAAUUUUCAUUCAGAUGACAAACAAAUAUAUAUCAUUUAUGUCUGUUCAUUGGUCUGGUUUAAAAUCACCCCUCAGGACUCCCAUUUUGAUUUGCACAUAAAGAAUGACAAUUACCAAUUAACUUCAGUACAUCAGACCUCACAAAGUAAUUUGGGUUUCAUGAAUCCAUGAAGCUAGUAAUUUAUAUGUAAGUUUUAUUUUUUUUUGUUGACAACACUUUUCAGUAACAAUGAAUGAUACAAACUAAAAUAAUGAGUGUAUGGAUGUUGGCAGCAUUUCAGUAUGUCUGUAUACAUUUAUGCCUAGUUCUGUUAUUUCAAUUUUUUCUCUUUCUCUCUGGUUCUUUCUUUUCAGGGGCUGUGAGUGUGAUAUAAUUCCCUUAUAGGUUAUUUCCCUUUUGUUUUAAGCCACACUCACAUUGCCAUUGUAACCGCAGUUUGUGAAGAUUAUAGACUGAAUUUGCCAUAGGUUACUGAGUUUGCUCAUAUCACAUACUAGCAAAAAUAGUCAUUUUACAUUUUAAAACUUAGAUGCUGUGUAUACAUUAUUCAUAUAUUUAUGAAAUAUGAUGCCCAAUAAACAUAGCUUAGUGACUAUCUUCUUUGAUGUAAAGUCAAACUUUUUUAUAUUGCGGAGUACAGUUUCAAAUAAGGUCUAAAGGUUAUUCAAAUAUGGUUUCAGUUUCAUAAGUUAUUUAAAAUUAGCUAGAAGGAAAUUCAUAGUGUCACUCGUCAAAGCCUCUUGUAAGUUUAAUUUGUGCAUUGUAUGAUGUGUGUAAAAGUUCUUUUCUUAGAUAAAGCAUUGACUCAAAGGAAAUAUUGUCUUUAGGUUCUUCUUUGGAGCAAUAUUUUGUAAGUAUUAUAGAUAUUGCUUAUAUGUUAAUGUUUGAACUAUAAUAGAUUAAUUCUGGUUUGUCAUUGGGUGUUUAAAGAAGUGAAAUGUGCAGUUUGAGGCAACUAUUGAAAUUAUAAUUGCAUUGUGUUCCUUUUGUAGUAUGAUGUAUUAGGUUCUAGUCAAAUGUGUGAAUGUCUGCAGAAAAUGCUGAGGAAGCCUGGUAUAUGACAUUGAAAAUCUGUUAACAUGUAAUUCUUGUAAGACAGGUUAUAAGCCAUUUUGAAAUUGUUAAGUUUGAAGUUUCAUAAGCAUUGUAUAGCAUGAGUUUUUUCAUAUUGACUUAUUUAGAUCUGACUUCAAAGAGUCCCCUGAAAAAUUCUAAUGACUGAUAUUUGACCUUGUUUAUGAGAGUGGUUGUAAAGUAGUCAAGGUUCAUUAUUCUUUACAUAUUGGUAAUAUAUUAUUAAUGUAUAUGAAACUGUUGUGAAUGUUAUUUCAUAGAAAGAUAUAUAUGUAUAUACUUCAGUUAUUAUUUAUUUUAUUUUUCUUAUUAGGUGAUGAUGGUUUGAGAACUGCUUGUUGCCAUUUGAGGAACCAUUGCAACCGUCAUGUGAUAGUCACUUUAAACUCUUAGAAAUGUACAGUCUAUUGUAGUGUAAAUAUUAUUAACUGGGUGAAGUUAUGUGGAGGAAAUAGAUAAUUUCCUAUUAUCUUUAGUUUUAAUAAUCCCCUAAUUAUUGAUUCUCUCUCUCUCUCUCUCUCUCUCUCUCUCUCUCUCUCUCUCUCUCUCUCUCUCUCUCUCUCUCUCUCUCUCUCUCUCUCUCUCUCUCUCUCUCUCUCUCUCCCCCCCCCUCUCCUUUCAUAUUCUCUUUCACUUUCUCUUUCUCAUUCUUGUUCUCAGCAGAAAUAGCCAGUUAUUGUGGGGGCACUGGUCAUCAAAGUACUAUUGUGUCAUCCUUUCCAAACUUCAGGUUGAACACCUCAUUUCAAAAGAGUCACUUGUGACAUUGAAGAUGUAAGCCUUAGUGCACUUGUACCAUUGAUUUUUUUUUGCAGGAACCAAUUCCUGCAAAGUAAGAAAAUUAAGAUGAUCUUGUCAUUUUCGGUGUUAAAUUCAUUCCGAGACUCGAUAUUUAUGGAAAUAUGUACAUGAAAACUUGUAAAAUAAAAGGUCCUCAAACAA